Molecule: messenger RNA, 1620 nt
Organism: Alnus glutinosa
Lineage: Eukaryota; Viridiplantae; Streptophyta; Magnoliopsida; Fagales; Betulaceae
Product: ribose-phosphate pyrophosphokinase 4
Exons: 7
Coding region: 137-1354 (405 amino acids)
Biological process (GO): purine nucleotide biosynthetic process; 5-phosphoribose 1-diphosphate biosynthetic process
Cellular component (GO): ribose phosphate diphosphokinase complex; cytoplasm
Molecular function (GO): magnesium ion binding; ribose phosphate diphosphokinase activity
Source: RefSeq, a predicted model, not a curated record
AAACGCGGAAAACGUGGGAUUUCAACGGCAGGCAUAAUUUUGGGACUCAGGACAGAAAAGCCGUCAUCAUCUAGAGUGCUAGUGUUGCUACCUGCUACCCACAACAUUUACAUUACAUCGCAGCAGUGACCGCCAUAUGGCGGCCACCCGACAGCUUAGCUCACCGUCCACCAAAAACCUUGACCUCACUCACUCUCACGCCCUCGGAUCUCUUCCUCGACCCUCGGCAAUCAAAUUCUCGAAGAAGAAGAAGAGCAGGAGCCACGGCAUCAGGUGCGAUAUCACGAGCUUCGACUUCGACAAGCCCCAGAACUGGGCCGAUCCGAUUCGCGUGAUGCACAACUCUUCUCCUUCUUCUCACUCGCCCUCUUCAGUGCCAAUGGCCGCGCGCAAUUCGCCUCCGAAGAAUGUGAAGAAGGUUUGCCUGUUCUACUGCGCGGAGACCAAGGCCCUCGCCGAGAGAGUCGCUGCCGAGUCCGAUGCCAUUGAGCUCCGCGGCAUCACCUGGAGAACAUUUGAUGAUGGAUUCCCGAACUUGUUCAUACCCAAUGCACAAGGCAUUCGAGGACAGCACGUGGCGUUUCUGGCGUCGUUUAGUUCCCCUGGAGUGAUAUUUGAGCAGCUCUCUGUUGUUUACGCAUUGCCGAAGUUAUUCGUAUCGUCGUUCACCCUCGUGCUGCCCUUUUUCCCCACCGGAACUUCGGAGCGCAUGGAGGAUGAAGGAGAUGUUGCCACAGCUUUUACUCUUGCUAGGAUUUUGUCGCACAUACCCAUUUCGAGGGGAGGCCCUACUAGCCUAGUUACCUUCGAUAUCCAUGCUUUGCAGGAGAGGUUCUACUUUGGUGAUAAUAUUCUACCAUGCUUUGAGAGCGGAAUACCUUUGCUUAAAAGCAGGCUUCAAGAGCUUCCUGAUUCUGACAAUAUUUCCAUUGCUUUUCCGGAUGAUGGUGCAUGGAAACGAUUUCAUAAGUUGCUGCAACAUUUUCCAACGAUUGUUUGUGCUAAAGUUCGGGAAGGAGACAAACGAAUAGUUCGAAUCAAGGAGGGAGAUCCUGCUGGACGGCAUGUUGUGAUUGUUGAUGAUUUGGUUCAAUCAGGUGGCACUCUUAUUGAAUGCCAGAGAGUGUUGGCUGCCCAUGGAGCGACAAAAAUCAGUGCGUAUGUGACACAUGGGAUAUUUCCUAAUAGGUCGUGGGAACGCUUUGAACGUGACAAUGGAGGGAAUCCUGAGAAUGGGCUGACCUACUUCUGGAUAACGGACUCAUGUCCAUUGACAGUAACUGCAGUGAAGACCAAGCCGCCAUUUGAAGUGCUUAGCCUUGCUGGUUCCAUAGCUGCUGCACUCCAAAUAUAAGAGAUACUUGGGAGCAUCAAGUCACCGGCCUAAUAACGGCCUUUUGGGGAGAAGUUAGUGCGUUAUAGACAGCGUUCUUUAUUAUUUUCUUUUCUUCCUCUUACGUUUCUCCCACAUUGAACUAUGUUCAAGUGAUUUUGGCGUCACCAUCUAUAGAGCAAUUAUGAUAAUAACUACGGGGCGGCAGUUUAUAAGGUCUCUGGUUUAGUGGUUGAACAGAUUUUGCUUUGAGCCUUUGAUGGAAUAAAUUAUGUGAUGUUUGCUUA